AUGUCGGUGGCCUCCGCCAGCGGGGGCGCCAUGUUUCCUCCGCCCACCAACUCCCCGCAGCAGAAACUCUGGGAGGACCCCUCCUUCUUCCGGUGGAGGAAGCGGGACGCGCACGUGCCGCUCCGCUCGCAGGACACGCUCCAAGGGGCGCUCAAGUACUGGCGCGAGCGGAGGAACGUGAGCCACCUGGACGCCGAGGCCGCCGUCUGGGACGACGGCGCGGUCCGCGGCGCGCUGGAGAGCGCCGCGUUCUGGUCCCGGGGGCUGCCGUACGCGCGGUCGCUCAGCGGGCACUGGAAGUUCCGGCUGGCGCAGUCGCCGGAGACCGUCCCGGACAAGUUCUAUGACGCCCAGUUCAAUGACUCUGACUGGGAGGCUCUGCCAGGCACGGUUGCUGCUUGCUGGUUCCGAUGUGCUUUUAGUCUCCUGCUGUUAUUUAGUUAUGUAUUUUUUUGUUUUGUUUUGCUGGAAUUCUGUUGUCUAAUGGAUAUGGAUAUCAACUUGGUUGCAGUUCCAUCCAAUUGGCAGAUGCACGGGUUCGACCGUCCGAUCUACACAAAUGUCACUUAUCCUUUCCCGAUGAACCCGCCGUUUGUGCCUUCUGAGAACCCCACAGGCUGUUACAGGAAGGUUUUUCACAUCCCAAAAGAAUGGAAAGGUCGGAGGAUCUUGUUGCACUUUGAAGCUGUUGAUUCAGCUUUUCUUGCUUGGGUAAAUGGCGUACCAAUUGGCUAUAGCCAAGACAGCAGGCUUCCUGCUGAAUUUGAAAUCACUGAUUGCUGCCAUCAUUGUGAUUCAGACAAGGAAAAUGUUCUUGCUGUUCAAGUCAUGAGGUGGAGUGAUGGUUCUUAUCUUGAAGAUCAAGACCAUUGGUGGUUGUCCGGUAUUCACAGAGAUGUGUUGCUAUUAUCAAAGCCACAGAUCUUUAUUACAGAUUACUUUUUCAAAGCAACUUUGGAUGAGAACUUCCGGGUAGCUGAUAUUGAGGUUGAGGUGGAAAUUGAUUCACACAAGCAAGACAGGGAGCAUAUCCCAACUUUGUCGAUUGAAGCAACAUUAUUUGAUAAUUCUGAAUCAUCUGAUGAUUUGAAUUCAGACAUGUCUGCUGCUAACGUGGUCAACUUGAAGACAAAGCCAAAACCUAAGGGCGGCCCUUGCCAUGGUUUUCAUGGUUAUGUUCUUGGUGGAAAAGUGGAAAAUCCAAAGCUUUGGUCUAGUGAAAAACCGAACUUAUACACUCUUGUUGUUCUCCUUAAAGAUGCCAAUGGGAAGCUUAUUGAUUGUGAAUCAUGCCAAGUAGGGAUUCGUAAUGUGGUCCUGGCACACAAGCAGAUGCUUGUCAAUGGAUCUCCUGUUGUAAUUAGAGGUGUCAACAGACAUGAGCAUCAUCCACGUGUUGGGAAGACAAAUUUAGAAGCUUGCAUGAUCAAGGAUCUGGUUUUGAUGAGACAAAACAACAUCAAUGCUGUUAGAAACUCCCAUUACCCCCAACAUCCAAGGUGGUAUGAGUUAUGCGACAUUUUUGGUCUUUAUGUAAUUGAUGAAGCCAAUAUCGAGACACAUGGCUUUGAUGAAAAUAGCCAUUUCAAACAUCCUACACUAGAACCCAUCUGGGCAAAUUCUAUGCUUGAUCGUGUCGUUGGCAUGGUGGAGAGGGACAAAAAUCAUGCGUGCAUAAUUAUUUGGUCCUUGGGAAAUGAAGCCUCAUAUGGACCAAAUCACUCUGCUAUGUCUGGGUGGGUUCGUGGAAGAGACCCAACAAGGCUCAUCCAUUAUGAAGGAGGUGGCUCCAGAACAUCAUCCACAGAUAUUGUAUGCCCCAUGUACAUGCGUGUCUGGGAUAUUCUCAAGAUUGCAAAUGACCCAUCUGAAAACAGGCCCCUCAUUCUUUGCGAAUAUUCACAUGCUAUGGGGAACAGUAAUGGAAAUAUUGACGCAUAUUGGAAGGCGAUAGACAACACGAUGGGACUCCAAGGAGGUUUUAUAUGGGACUGGGUCGAUCAGGGUCUACUGAAGGAGGAUGCUGAUGGAUCUAAAUCUUGGGCAUAUGGUGGUGACUUUGGAGACACUCCAAAUGACUUAAAUUUUUGCAUUAAUGGCAUUGUGUGGCCUGAUCGGACGCUUCACCCUGCUGUUAAUGAGGUUAAAUAUCUUUACCAGCCUAUCAAAAUAUCGCUGGUGGAUAAUAUUCUUAAGAUUGAAAAUAGACAAUUUUCUGAGACAACAGAGGCUUUGGACUUCAGUUGGAUUCUUCAUGGGGACGGAUGCGUUUUGGGCUCUGGUUUACUCAGUGUUCCAAACCUAGCACCACAAAGUAGCCAUCUUAUCAACAUGGAAUCAUCACCUUGGUUUACUCUCUGGAGUACCAGUGCAGCAAAAGAAACCUUUUUGUCUGUACACGUGAUACUGAAGGACGAAACACGAUGGGCUAAAGCUGGUCAUGUCUUGGCUUCAGCACAACUUUGUUUACCUCAGACAAAGGGUUUUGUUCCUCAUGUGAUAGCAUUGUCCAAGAGCCCUCUGAGCUCUGAACAGGUUGGUGAUGGUGUAAUCAUUAGCAAGAACCACGAAUGGCAAAUCAAAAUAAACAGUCAGUUGGGAACAAUUGACAGUUGGAAGAUCAACAAUGUCGAGCUUAUGAGCAAGGGAAUAUUUCCUUGUUUUUGGCGUGCACCAACCGACAACGACAAUGGAGGCUUCUACACCAAGUCCUAUGCCACAACAUGGAGAGAAGCCUUCCUCGACAACGUCUCUUUCUACAGCAGCCAGUUUUCAGUGAAGGAGCUGCCAGACCACACCGUCGAGGUUUCUACCACAUAUUACGGCCUUCCAGGGCACCUGCCAAAACCCGACGCUGCCGCUCUUUCAGAGGCUUCUGAGUCCGUGCUUUUCCGGGUCCACAUGCGUUGCCGGAUCUACGAGUCCGGCGACGUAAUCCUGGACUACGAGGUAAACCCCAAGAGCGACCUCCCCCCUCUCCCACGGGUGGGCGUCGUGUUCAACGCGGAGAAGUCCCUGAACCAUGUCACGUGGUACGGGAGGGGCCCGUUCGAGUGCUACCCCGACCGCAAGGCCGCGGCGCACGUCGGCGUGUACGAGAGCGGCGUGGAAGACCUCCACAUGCCCUACAUCGUCCCGGGCGAGUGCGGCGGCCGUGUGGACGUCCGGUGGGUGGCGCUUAAGAACGCCGACAAGUUCGGCCUUUUCGCGUCAACCCACGAUGAGUCCUUGCCUAUGCAGGUGAGCGCCAGCUACUAUGGCGCUGCCGAGCUCGACCGGGCGUCCCAUCAGCACAAGCUGGUCAAGGGAGACGACAUCGAGGUGCAUCUUGAUCACAGGCACAUGGGGGUGGGCGGGGACGACAGCUGGACGCCGUGCGUGCACGAGCAAUACCUGCUGUCGCCGGCGGCGAGCUACAGGUUCUCGCUGCGGCUGCGUCCCCUGUCGCCGUCAUCGUCGUGCCACGACAUCUACAGCUCCCAGCUACCUAAUUGA
Triticum turgidum subsp. durum (durum wheat) is the source of this 3495-nucleotide messenger RNA. Lineage: Eukaryota; Viridiplantae; Streptophyta; Magnoliopsida; Poales; Poaceae. The record is from the annotation of a GenBank genome assembly.